UUUUGCAAAAACAUCGACGAUAUGUAUGUAUGUAUGUACCAUUGCUGCAAAUAAUUCUGUAUAUUUCCGAUUUUUUCGCACUCUGUCGGCGCCGCCAUCGCCUUUGCCACCCAAAACGCUACUUUUCCUCAAGAUCUUUGCUUGUACUUUGCUCCCUUCUGUGAGCGCACAUUUAUUAUGUACUAUGUAUGUAUGUGUGUAUACAAAUGUGCAAUAAUCGUAGGUGUUUGCGUGUGCGUCUUAGCCUCCCACCGCCAGCACGCGCAUUUACUUACGCACUGCACCAGUUAGGCCACGUGUAAUGUUGUAGUGCGAGUACCCUAUGAGUUGUUGUAUAGAUACUUGUGUACAGAGAUCAGCACGACUGCGGCUGAUCAUCAACGCGAUGUGGCAACACCACACCAUACAUGCAUACGGGGUAUACAUCAGACGUUAGCGUCAGCAUCAGCGACGGCAUCAGCGACCGCAACUCAAUUGAGUGCUUAUUGCCUUGUUUGCCAUUGGUUUCAUUUGUUUUUGUUGCUGUUGUUGUUGAAAUUAUUUUUAGACAUUAUCUAUUUUAAGUAAAUGCGCUAAGAGAAUUGAAAAAAUGAAGACGCAAACAGUUUUUUCCAAUAGGCGGCGUACACAUAUGCCUACAGAACGAACUAUUUACACGAAUAAAUCUUUCUAUGCCUUUGCGUUUUGUUCCUCCGUUUCGUUGGGUGAAGGCUGGCUGGCUGGUUGGUUGGUUGGGGUUGAUGAGCAAGAACAGGAAGCUGCAUCCCAUGCAGAAAAAAACUGGGAAAGUAUUUACUGCAUUAGCAAUUAAAAUUUAGUAAAAAAAAAUUUUUUUUUCUUGUUUUGUAAACCAAUUGAAAGUGCCAAAAAUCGGCGCGUCUACUCAUUUCUGUGAUCUACUUUUGCCUAUAAAAUAAACCAGAACAGUUGCGAAACGUGCCGAAUUCGUUCGUUCACUGGCAGUGCUGCAAAAAUUACAACAAACUACCUACGAAAAAUGUCAUGAAAAUAAACAAAACCAAAAACAAAAAAAAAAACAAAAAGAAACAAGUGUUGUGUCAUAGAAGUCGAAAAAGAUUUGUUGCAUUCAAGAAGAAACGGCGCACGAAAAUAAGUGAAAUUAGCCAAAACAGUUGUCGCGGAUUUAAAUGCAUUUCCGUUUGAUUUUCCAUUUGAAAAUAAAUUGAGAGAUUAGUGCCAUUGCGAUUAGCUGAAUACAGAAUAAUUUUUUUUUUGUACAUGCUGGCAUAUGUUCUUUCCCACGCAGUCUUAAAUAAAUACACAUUAGGGUGGUCAUUAAAAAAUCAAUUGAAGAAUUUUUUUCAGUCUCAUCCCUCAAUCGGUAAUACCACGGUCACAGAUAUCACGUAUAAAAUUUGGUCCCGAUUGGAGACGGUUAAGUCGUGUCGCACAGGGAACAAAGUACAGAUUCUUCUAAAGAGAUUAAAAAAAUUUAAAUUAAUAUUUUUUUUUCAUCUAAUACCCAAAAUCGAUACUACCAUAGUCGAAGAUAUCACAUGUAAAUUUUGGUCCCGAUUGGAGUCGGUUAAGACGCCUUCAUAGGGUUAUCUGAACUUGAACUGACUAUAGUAGCAUCGACGUAGGGGUUGAGGCUUAGGAAAUUUGAUGUAAAAAUUUGCAUCCUACAUUUAAGGACCACCCUAAUACACAUAUGUAUCUAUAUUUUUUUGUACGAUUUAAUUACAUACGUAAUAAAAAUAUGAUUGGUGUUAUUGAGAAAUGCGUUGAAAAACUGCUAUAAAAAAUUUUUUUUUUUUGUUAGUUGGUGUAUGGUUUUAACCACGUUGCUAAUUUUUGGUACCUUCAGAUAUAUAGCACUGAAAGGAGUUACGAUUUUGAAUUCCUCGUUUACGUAGACCUACCAUCUGUCACAGAUUCAAGUUGUGCUAGACAUGAACCCUUCAGUUUAAUAAUUUCUGCUUCUUAACAGUUACACUGAAAGAAACAAAAUCAGCCUUAUCGUUAGUUUCUCUCGAAUUUUUUUCAUCCGUUCGUAAUGAGUUUUACGCGAAAACCAAUUCUCCUAAAUAAUCAGCAUGAAACAAAAAAAAAAAAAAAAAAAAAAACCUAGAGUUAAAUAAACUGGCUCGCGACUGCUUCUGCUGUUAAAUUGAAUAAAAUGCGAAAAAUUUGUUUUGACUAUUGUACGUCGUACUGCUUAACACUUCAACUCGCAUCCGCUUUUAAGAUUUUGAAUUUUUGCGAGCUCAUUUCUUUUUUGUCACGAAUGUAUUGUUAUUGGAUAAUUUCAUGCCAUAAACAUCAUUGACCUGUGAUUUUUUAUUUUAUUUACUGUACGCAAACUUGAAUCUUGGAUACGUAACAGCUGUUCAUCCCUGCCGUGGAGCGUUUCAAACGGGAACUCCUUCAUUGAAAAAGGAGAUUAUUGCAUUUGUGAAGUAUGUAGUAGAUAUUCUAAAAGUUAGCUCGAGGACAUGUUUCUUGUGAAACGCUGCUAACCGCAACAUCUGCUUCUUCAGUUGCUCGUAGCUAUAACAAAUAUCUAAGUAUGAAAUUUUAAAGUAAUAAUCUAAAGAGCAUAUACUUAGAAAAAUGCAAAAAAAAAUUUAAUUUCUCUCUAGCUACGGCUGUCUCACCCCAAGUAUUCUGCAAACCAAGGUGUUUAAUUAAAAAAUUCUAACUUUUUGUCAUUAAAAAAAAAAAAAAAAAUUGACUUUCUUGCAAUCUUCGCCAAAUCACCAAACACGCUAUGCGUACUUGUCCUCGUACCAAGCUUUUUCAAUUCAUCAUUUUCCUUUCUAUGGUUUCUUUAUUUCUAUUGAUCUUUCUUUUUAUUGUUUCUCUAUGUCGUUCUCAAGAUAAACGAGUGCUUUCAUGGUCUCAAGAUCAAGGUUGCGCCAAAGAAAUCUUUGAAUAUAUACUUUUUUUGACUGAGUUCAAAGUGACGCUAAGUUAAAUUGUACCAUUGACAAUAAACUAUUGAACGCUUAUUUUAUGUUUUUUUUUCGUAUUUUUAUUUCACUUUACUAUAUACUUAUACUUCUGUACGAUAUGCGAGUAUAUAGUAUAUAGCUACACAUACUAAUAUGUACUUUCCCCGAAGACGUCAUUGUUUAUCGACAGAAAUUCGUCGACUGAUGAUGACAAAGAAUUGGCAAGAACAGGGGCUGGCAAACCAACCCCAACUACUAAUUAAUUUGUUUAUUUCACCUCGAAGAGGGCAAGCCAAAAGGCGCCACGAUAGCAAAUAAUUCUUAAAUGUUCUUACACUUAAGCAGCGUAGAUUUGUACUUUCAACGUAUGCAAAUAGUUUAGCAGAUACGUUGCAUACUUUGCUGAUCUAGUUUCUGCCAAAAAUACGCUGAGUUGUUGCAUUUGUCUCAAUCACAAUUGAAGGUGCGUACUAAUGCACUACCUAAUGCAACCAAUCGCGCCAUAACCGCCCCCCACGCCGGCAGCUAAAAUAGCCAAAAGCUAAAAUAGAAAUGUAACGAAAAGUGUAGAGUAAAAUAGCAAAACGAUUUAUUUUAUUUUUUCUCUAUAUAAGCGGUAUCGAUCGAUUCGGCCAUUUUCACUUUGCACUUGAAACGCAUUUCUCAAUAAUUAACCAGCUCUUUUAGCAGAUAGAUCGUUUGUGAUUCUGAUACUCGUCGAUAGGUACGAGCAUGUCUAAAGAUCGUGUGAAGGCGCAUAAAAAAUUCGCCAUUUUGUGUUGAGUAAUCAUCAGUGAAGUGAGUAGCAGCGAUUUUGCAAGCAGCUGCCGAAAUUUUAGUAAAAUUUAUUCUUUUACGAGUUUACAUUUGCAAUUGAAAUUUGUAUUUUGUAUUUUGUGCUUUCAAUUUGUUCAGAAAGAGAAAUUUAAUGUUUAAGUGAUUUUUCAAAAAUAUUAACCACAAAAAGGUUAACCUUGAACGUACGUGAAAACCACACUGCAUGACCGCAAUCGCUACGAUUUCAAGCCAACAAUAAGAACUACUCGAACCAUUUAAGCCAGCAAUUCAAUCAGCCAAUUUCAGCGAACACCAACCCCACAGCAAGCAACGCCGCAGAAAUGUCCAACGAAUUCAGCGAAAUGGUCGCCCUCAGCUGCCCCGACCUACACUCGACCAGCACCAGCGGCGGCAAUGCCACUGGUGGUGGUGGCCAAGUUCAUGUCGUCGACACGCAACGUCGCCUAAGUGUGAAACAGAUGACGGCCACCCAGUUGGCCGCCAUACGCGCUGCAGCCGCAGCUGAAAUCAAAACUGUGCUCGCCGCCGCAGUGGCUAACUCAUCGGUGUCGGCACCCGCAACGCCAGCUAUCGCCACUCCAUCCGGCGGCUUGAUGACGCUCAACACUGGUAGCAGUAGCUCAAUUGAUAACGCAACACCUUUAGCCGUGGUGACCGCGAACAAAUCUGUGCCUGCGACACCCGAGCUGCGUGUCAUCUCCAAGCCGGGCUCGACACCGAAUGCUGCGCCCAUAACAGCGUCACUAAGCGCUUCACCGCGAACGCCAUCGCCUAACCCCUAUGACAACAACAACCAUAUCAGACCCGCCAGAGGUGCACGUCUCUUGCCGCUGUUGCCCGCAGCGCGCGAACGCAUCACCUCACUGCCGAAUGUGCUCGAUGACGGCAUGGAAGGGCAAUUUUUGUCGCUUGGUAGCGAUAAUGCAACAAAUGUUAGUAAUUUGCGCGGUUCAAUAACUAGAACAAACUCGCCAAAACCGCAAUUGGAACUUCAUUCGGUUGAUAAUCUGUCGAAAGGUCGCCGUGCGGUCGUUGAUGAAGACGAUUCGCGCAAGCGUUCCACUUCUGAGUCGUCAGCUGAAGAGUCAGAAACCCAACAAAAGCAUCAAAAGAUUGCAGAUUCGGUUGAAUUGCUGCGUAUGCACCGCCGUCAGCGUGAUUUAGCUGUUGCACGCGAAACUGAACCGGAGCGCUCCCUGUCACCCGUCUCACCUGGCGCUCCGGCUGUAUCGGCCGACAUGCUAUCACGUUCACACCACGAACGCAGCGCGGCACCAGAUCGUCUACACAGUUCGAGCUUGAGCAGCAGUGGUUCUGCGCUAUCGGCUUCGGUAAAUGCCAGCAAGAAUCCAAGCAGGCGGGGUAGCGCCGCUAGCACUGCUGAAGAGUUGUCAUCAACUCCCGCCACGGCGCUGCCCUCGCUACCCAUCUAUCCAUUGGCUAAAACAACGUCCACGCCGAAUAUGGAGCGUCGUAGAAGCAGCUUGACGGCACUGUUUCCAGGGCCCUCACCGUUGGUGGCGCCCGAGCCGGUAUUGCACACUGAUCCCACGCUACCGAAAGAUGACGAACUCACAGCAGAAGACGUUAAGAAAAUUGUUGAAGAUACACUGAGGCGUGAAAUACCCACUGGUAAAAUGGUGCAUCGCACCAAGACGCCACCACCAGUUGGUGUGAAACUGGGUGUUAAUCUGAAGAAAGUAUCACCACCGAAAUCGACAAUUGGCAUCAAGAAGAAUGAUGCGCCAAUGUUGGGUGUUGUGCUGCGUCGCGUAGAGAAGAAGACUGUGCAACAGAAGAGUAUACUCGACGACGAUAAGCCGCUCUAUCACUUUUCGAUUGUACGCAGCGACAAUAAGGAACACAAGCCAGCUACAGCUGUGCCCAAACCUAAGCCGAAGCCUACAGUGGGGCUACAAAAAUCAGCGACCACAGCAGCAGUGCCGCCAAAACCCAAUCCUGGUGGCAUACUCACCGGACCACAAGGCAGUGGCGUGCGUCCCGCUCAACCGGCGGUGGUACAGCGGCCACCGCAGAAUCAACGUCCACAAAUGGGUGUGCCGAUUACCAUACAAAAGAUCGAAGGCGAUAAAAUCAUUAUCAUUAAGAAGUUUAUAAUCCCAAAGAACGGUAAAAUACCGGAGCAGUAUCUGAAGGUUGGUUGGACGUUGAUGUCUUGUUCGUGUUCGUGUUCGUGUUGGUUUUCGUUUAUGUGUUGGCAUUUUGAGUUGUAUUGUUCGUGCAGUGUUUGUCCACGUACGUGAACGUCUCAAGGUCAAUGUGAAAUUAUGUUUUCUGUGAUGUCACGACAUUUGUAGCGUUUGGCAUGAGGAUUGGCAUGGGCCAUAAGUCCACAUAUUUAGUUUUCUGUACUAUUUUUGUCAAAUUUGUUGGUAAGGUUGAGUCAGGACGGGCGGGAAAAGAACAUAUUGCCCGCAUGUACAAUUAGUUUACUUCCCUAUGAAGGAAAUUCCUUAGGUA
Rhagoletis pomonella (apple maggot) is the source of this 6194-nucleotide messenger RNA. RefSeq names its product flocculation protein FLO11-like. The transcript has a single exon. The record is from RefSeq and is a predicted model, not a curated record. The coding region runs from base 4034 to 5977 and encodes 647 amino acids. NCBI's taxonomy places the organism in Eukaryota, Metazoa, Arthropoda, Insecta, Diptera, Tephritidae.